Zophobas morio is the source of this 1477-nucleotide messenger RNA. Its product is annotated as phenoloxidase-activating factor 2-like. The transcript is spliced from 5 exons. Lineage: Eukaryota; Metazoa; Arthropoda; Insecta; Coleoptera; Tenebrionidae. The coding region runs from base 117 to 1400 and encodes 427 amino acids. The record is from RefSeq and is a predicted model, not a curated record. Gene Ontology annotation, biological process: proteolysis. Gene Ontology annotation, molecular function: serine-type endopeptidase activity.
GGUCAACGCAGGCACGGACUGUGGUUUUCCAUUGAACGUUUAAGAUAGCGUAAUUGCUUGUGGAGGGGAGGUCAAGUUUACAGGUGACCAACACUGUGGUACCAUCAGUUUUGAGAAUGUGGAGGUUCGCUGGGCUAUUUUUUUGUUCUGUGAUAGUACUAGUACCAGUAAGGGGCGAGAAUGAGUUCGUACCGACGAACUACGAAAUACUAACUACACCCACGAUGGGUAGUUUUGGGGCGCAGGAGAGGUGCGGAGAGGGUGAAGGGAAAGGGCUCCUCCAUUGCGUCCCUUACCAUAGAUGUGACCCUGAAACGAAUACGACGAUACCAGAAGAACAAGAAGCACCGGAGAUAGAUUACAGUACUUUGAUCGACAUCAGGUUAGGCGAAGACAGCCCUUGCACCGAAAUUCUCCACGUCUGCUGCCCAAUCGGAAACCACGGAACCUCCCCCAUGCCCCCCACCCCAACCGGGCCAACCCCCCCCACACCAUCCCCAACCCCAACCCCCGCCCCACCCGAACCCACCCCCGACCACAAACCCCCCCCCAGCCGCCUAUCCCAAUGCGGAAUCCGCAACAUCAACGGCGUCGGCUUCAAAAUCACCGGCAACACCCACAACGAAGCCGAAUACGGCGAAUUCCCGUGGAUGGUCGCCAUCUUGAAAACCAACUACAACCCAUCAGUCGACCCGGUUCUGGCGGAGUGCGGCGGCUCCCUAAUCGCACCCAGAGUAGUCCUAACGGGAGCCCACUGCGUCGGAAAUUUUAGGUUCAACCCCGAAGACCUCAAGGUUCGCGCCGGCGAGUGGGAAACCCAGAGCCAAAACGAGCGCUACCCCUACCAGGAACGCAACGUCAAAGAAAUAAUCAUCCACGAAAAAUUCGACGACAAGCAUCUGUUCAACGACGUGGCGCUCCUGGUUUUGGAAAAGCCGUUUUCUAAGGCUAGACACAUCGGGACGGUUUGUCUGCCGGAACAGGAUGAAGAGGUUGUAUCGAAGGAGUGCUAUGCGACUGGGUGGGGGAAGGAUUUGUUCGGGCGCGAGGGUCAGUUUCAGGUGAUCCUCAAAAAGAUUGAUUUGCCUAUAGUGCCUAGGAAGGAGUGUGAAGCGGCUCUUAGGGACACAAGACUUGGACAUAACUUCGAGUUGGACGCUAGCUUCGUCUGCGCUGGGGGCGUUCCUGGAAAAGACACCUGCACGGGUGACGGUGGAAGUCCCCUUGUGUGUCCAGACCCGAAAAACCCAGGUCGGUAUGUGCAAGUUGGAAUCGUGGCUUGGGGAAUUGGUUGUGGGACCGAGGUCCCAGGAGUUUACGCUGACGUUGCGAAAUUUAGAAAUUGGGUGGACCAGACCAUGCAAAGACUGAACCUUAGCAAUAAGCCAUACGUUGCUUAAAUUUCUAUAUUGUUUAGCAAUCCUUGAUCUCUGACUUAAGUCUGUACACAUAAUAAAGUUUUGAUAUGAUUGUGGUA